Ipomoea nil (Japanese morning glory) is the source of this 795-nucleotide messenger RNA. RefSeq lists its product as uncharacterized. The coding region runs from base 1 to 795 and encodes 264 amino acids. The record is from RefSeq and is a predicted model, not a curated record. Lineage: Eukaryota; Viridiplantae; Streptophyta; Magnoliopsida; Solanales; Convolvulaceae. The transcript has a single exon.
AUGUCGACGUCCUCCGAGCGCACUGCUUCUGCCGCCGGAAACUCCUCGCCGGCCACCGGAAAUUCGUUAUCCGGUGCGCAUCACUACAUCACGAUGAAGCUGACUCUCAAAAAUUAUCUCUUCUGGAGGAUGCAGCUGCUUUCUUUCCUCCGCGGCCAGGAUCUCCUGGGGUUCGUGGAUGGCAGCUUUCCAUGCCCGCCGGCCACCAUUCUUGGAACUCCGUUGACUGGCGACUCGGCAACCACCUCAACCGCGACUGUCGCGGUGGCCAAUCCGGCGUACCACGCCUGGGUUAAACAGGAUCAGACCAUCGUGUCUCUCCUGGUCUCGUCCAUGGCGGAUGAAGCUCUUCAUCUUGUGCUAGGCCGGGAUACGUCGGCUGAUAUAUGGAGCUCCACCACCGGCGCACUUGGGUCCUCCAGUCAGGCUCGGUGUCUCACACUGUUAAGCCAAUUCCAGAUGUUACGCCAAGGCAACGCCACAACCGCAGACUACCUCGGGAGAGCCGGCGUCCUAGUCGAAGCUCUCAUUCAAGCCGGUCGCCCGCUCACACUAAUGGAGCAGAAUUUAUAUGUCAUAAGGGGCCUGCGACCGGAGCUGAAAUCACUCGCCACAUCCUUAACGGCAACCGGGGCGGCGGUAACACUGACGCAUCUCUCUGAUUUCCUACAGGCGCAUGAAUUUAUUUUGGUGGAUGAUUAUCCAUCGCUCGACACCGGCGUCACCCACACUACCAUGUACGCCGGAACUGGCCGGGGAACGCACGGUGGUGGCAGGCAGCAGCAGUCCUCGUAG